AUGCAUCUUAUAGUUGGAGGUGGUCACUGCUCUGUUUGCAAUUGGAGGGAGUCGUUCUCAGUUAAACUCUCCCUUUCUCAGAAGCAAGUGUCGGGCACUGUCCUUCAGUUCGCUGCCGAUGAGCCCCACCUUCUGCAACACCCUUGUACAGAUGAGAACCUCUGGGGAGGGCCUGGUCCAGCCCUGUAUUUGGGGGCAAGAGUUUUCUUCAGCAAAGAUGGCUUUGAGAGCAGCCUCCUACCACUUUCCAUCCCCAGCGAGUUAGUGAGUCCAACAGCCUUAGUCAGUGCUGCCACCUUUGUGAAGCAAAAUCAGAUGGCAAUGGUGAUAAAUGGUAGGGUCUAUCUCUAUAUCUUUGCAGAUGAGGAGAAAUGGCAACCAGCAGAGGGGAUCCAUUCCCCAGUCACGGACCUCUCCAACACCUACUGCUGCUUCUCCUGGCAGGACCCGAUCUGUGACAACAUCAGCAUGACUCUUUUUGCCUAUGCGACUGGGCAUUCAGUCUCCGAGAGCCAAAUCUUCCUAUCAGAAAAUGGGGGUUUCACUUUUAGACUUAUGAAGUUAAAAUCAGCUCUACAAAAUGUGCUGCUUGGUGUCUAUAAUUUUAUUUCCCUCUCUGUUACUGGGUUACUAAUCAACAAUACCCAAGAGGAUGAAGGAAAAGGACAUGGGGCUUAUUUUAUAUACGUUAACUGGAAGAGGAGCCACGAGGUCUAUCGCAGCUCCACAGUCUUCCAGCUGGUUUCCAAAGAGGGUGCUUCUAUCCAUAAUAUCCAGCACCCUAGCCUGAGGGGCUACAUCAUUAUCUGGACCAAGAGUACCCUGAUGCUUUCCUUCAACAAUGGCCUGAUUACAGAAGCAGCGACUAUUCUGCCCACAGAAGAGUUUCCAGGCACUUCUCUCCCUAAUACUUCUCUAUUCCAUGUAGCCAUCAGCACUUCUGAGAUUGCAGUCUUCACCCAGGAGAACCAGCUGUUCUAUGGCGUUCUUGGCAUGUUUUCCACUUCCAUGGUACUUACAGAAACAAUGAACACCACAGAUUUAGGCUGUUGUGUGUUGCUGUUUGAAAGGACAGGAAUACUGACAUUGCUCAGACCCAUCCAUAACAAUGAUUCCCACAUAUAUAACUUCCAGAAAUGCACCUAUAAUAUGCAGUCACUGCUCAUGAACAAGUUACAUCCCAUGCAGUAUUGCAUACUGGAGGUCCUUAGCGGCAACUUUCAUAACAAGGUUUUUUACAUUGAUAUGCACCAGAGGCUGAACUUCACUGCCACCUUUGUACCCAAACGUGGUACUGGGGCCUUUCCUCUGGUGACUGUGAGCAAUCCCCAUGUGCUGAGUUUCCAGGCACGUGUGGUACAGGAUGGGUACACACAUGACGGGAAUACCAAGUACAGUUUAAGCAUACUGCUGAUGCAGCAACGCUUCUCUGACAUGGCAGAGCCCCACUUCUGGGCUGACUUACUUGAGGGUGGUGUGUCUAUCCUCAAUGUGGAUUCUCCCAAGAAAGGUGUUUUUUGUGCUGACAUACUUCCUUUGUCUGCAUUUAUUCAUGUAGGUUGCCCACCUAUGAAACAGAUUAGACUUUUUAAAAAUGCAACUGCUUGCAGUAAAGAACUCUUUCAUCAAGACUUACUACGAAAUAAUUUCACUUACAUAAUCAGCCAUGAUAUAUAUGACCCAGAAUUUCUUGCCAGACAAAACUUAGAGCAAAGCGACCUUCGAAUUCAAUAUGAUUAUGAGAUGCUGGGAUGUCCUCUUCUGGUAUAUCAUGAUGAUCCUUGGUUGCCAGUUCUUGAGUUAUGGGAAAACAGUGAAUUUGUGGAGUACGUUUCUGCUGACUUUGUUAUGUUUGAAGUAAAUGGAAUUCAUAAUUAUGAUUAUCUCUUGACAGCUGUAGAAGCCAAUUGCAUCUCUCAACCUCAGAAUUGGACCUCUUUGCUAAAAGAACAAGAUUCUCCAGACCCAAAUACUGCAUGGAACAGAAAGAAUUACAUAAACUGUGAGAAUCCCAAUGGACCUAAAUUAGUAUCGCCUUCAGCCAAGUAUCAAGUUCUUGGUGGAAAAACAAAAAACAAAAUAAUUUUUUCACAGUAUAAUGGAUUAUACAUCUUUAAAGCUAUUGUAGUGGACAAUUUUUAUAGUUAUUGUGAGUUGUCUACAUAUUUCUGUGUCUAUGUCUAUGGUGCCCUCCCAAGCAGCUACAUAAAUCCUUGGGUAGCGCUAACAGUUUUUUUUACUAUUAUUUUUAUUUCAAUUUUGAUGGGAUAUAUCUUACCGACAUUAUCACUCAUAAAAAUACCCUCAAAAGUUAAAAUAUCCUGA
This is a messenger RNA of Alligator sinensis (Chinese alligator), 2325 nucleotides long. It is a transcript of the gene CATSPERD, whose product is annotated as cation channel sperm associated auxiliary subunit delta. The record is from RefSeq and is a predicted model, not a curated record. Lineage: Eukaryota; Metazoa; Chordata; Crocodylia; Alligatoridae. Bases 1 to 2325 code for a protein of 774 amino acids. Gene Ontology annotation, cellular component: CatSper complex; sperm principal piece. The transcript has a single exon. Gene Ontology annotation, biological process: flagellated sperm motility; sperm capacitation.